GCGUGGAGGAGAGCCAUCAGGAAGUGAAUGUCUCAGGGAAGAAAAUCUUUAUUAUGUAUCGCCAUGUUUCCCUUUUGCUGUUUCUAAAGUCAGUCGCUUUUACAUUAGACAGACACUUGUCAUAGUGAUAAAAGCUUUUGUCUUUUUUUUAAUUGCAGACAUAAGGCGAGUCCGGGUUGACCGCUAGCUCGUUUACGCCGGGUAUGCUAACACGAAUGUCGGCUCGGUUUAGCGAAUUGAUAGUACAGCAAAUUAAGAUAAAAAAACAAUCCUGAAAUGGGCGAGAAAGGUAAUCGCAGAAAUGAGCCUGCAGUCUUCUGAUCGACAAGCGUAACAGCAACCGUGGAUGGAUGACUUGACUUUGCAUUGAAGUUGUUGACGUAGCUCCCCAUUCAUGGUUUUUCCUGGAAGUGACAACAAUAGUACACUUGCUUGUUCUGUGUUGCAAUGGCGCGCCCCAGAGUCCAGCUCUGACCGCUCCGGGCCAUGAACUCGGUUUCCCCCACCGCGGUGCAGUACACGGGCGGAGCGAUGCACAGUGAACUGGCGGAGGGCCGCAGACCGCCGGCCCCGGCGCAGCAGGGCGGCUUCGGACUCAGACCUCCGCAGAGUCCGGGUCCCGGCAGAGAAGCGAGCGAAGAGCCCGAGGAGAUAGAUAAACUCAAAGCCAAAUUAAUGUCAGCGUGGAACAACGUCAAAUAUGGUUGGACUGUGAAAUCAAAGACGUUCUUUAACAAGAGCUCACCAGUCACGGUCCUGGGACACUCGUAUCUGCUCAAUAGUGAAGAGCAAGUGGAGCGCUUCCGCCUGGCUUUCGUGUCCCGCCUGUGGCUGACCUACAGACGGGAGUUCCCUCAGUUGGAGGGCUCCAGCUGGACCACCGACUGCGGCUGGGGCUGCAUGCUGCGCAGCGGCCAGAUGCUGCUGGCUCAGGGCCUGCUGGUUCAUCUGAUGCCCCGAGAGUGGACUUGGCCGGACGCUCAGCAGUUGACUGACGUGGACUUCGAAGUGUUGCGAGUACGCUCGCCGGUGCGCGUCGGCGGGGUGCCCAUCCCGUCUUUCGGCUCCCCGCGGGGGUCGGGCACCCCCGAGAAGACGCCGCCGAGCCAUCUGACGCCUAACAGCAGCCAGAAGAAGAGGCUCGAGUCUUCACGGGAUCGACAAGCCGAAGCCGUCCACCAGAAACUGCUCGCCUGGUUCGGGGAUCAACCGCCAACACCUUUUGGCGUGCACCAGCUGGUGGCCGUUGGCAGGAGUUCUGGAAAAAAGGCCGGGGACUGGUACGGCCCGUCCGUGGUGGCGCACAUACUGCGGAAAGCUGUGGCGAAAAGUGCUGUCGUUCACAAUAUGGCUGUGUAUGUGGCUCAGGAUUGUACAGUGUACAAGGAAGACGUUGCCCGUCUGUGCGAGGCGUCACUCGGCCACCCGCCGCCAGAAGGCGACGACCGAGCCUGGAAGUCCCUCGUCGUCCUGGUGCCCGUCCGCCUGGGCGGGGAGACCCUCAACCCGUCUUACAUCGACUGCGUCAAGAACAUCCUCAAGCUGGAAUGUUGCAUUGGAAUCAUUGGAGGCAAACCCAAGCACUCGCUCUACUUUGUCGGCUUCCAAGAUGAGCAGCUGCUGUAUUUGGACCCUCACUACUGCCAACCGGUUGUGGACGUCACUCAAGUCAACUUCCCGCUCGAGUCUUUCCACUGUAGUUCUCCCAAAAAGAUGCCCUUCACCCGAAUGGAUCCCAGCUGCACCAUCGGCUUUUAUGCCAGGAACAAGAAAGACUUUGAAUCUUUAUGUUCAUCUGUCAGUCUGGCCCUGUCGUCCUCCGCGGAGAAGUACCCCAUCUUCACCUUCGUGGAGGGCCAGAGUCACGAUUACGGACUCGAGGCGCACAGCAGUGACCGCACCGGCCCCGCGCCGCACAUCCUGCCCCCCGGCAAGCCGGCCCGGGUCAAUAACAGACGACUCAGUGAUGAGUUUGUCUUCCUGUGAGACUUGGGAGUGCUGGGGUGGGGGGUCAGGAGGUCUGUUUUUCUGGAGCAGCCUGACCCGGAAGCAAAAACGUACUUCUCGACACGGACUUUAUAAGCUAGCAUCAAUCGACUUGUCCUUCACGACUGACGAUAAGUUUAAAGCGAACCUUAACAGGCCUCCAAAUGUCGCAUUUCCUUUUGUGAGGGGCAAGACGUGUUGUUCUCUUUGCGCACUUGUGUGUGUGCGCGCGUCCCCUUUAAAUUUGUCUUUGUUUGGAUUGUUUUAUCAGCCGUCCGAGUGAGCACGUGUGUUUUGGCUGGUAUGGAAGUAACGCCGAAGGUGAGACGUCUUGAACUGCUGUACAGUCACGUUAAGUCUUAUUAGCGCACUUUGCGAUGGCGUUCGUCAUCUGUCGCUCUUUAUUUCACGGGAAGGGGUUCACAGGAUUGCGCUCCGGCGCACAUGAUUUUCAAAUUCUGGGUUUCUUUGCUCCGCAGUUGUGCUCGUGUCACACCUUCUCGGGGACCCCCGCGUGAUCAUCUCAUCUAGUCUUUGUUCUAAUGUGAAGUCUCGCUGCUAUUUCUUGUCCUCGUGGGGCCGGAGGCGUACUGGAAUCGCUUCCUCGGUAUGUUGCCCGAUUCUGCUGGUACUCAACUUGGCAGCGCUGACGGGGGGGGGAGAAAUACCACGAUGAAUUUCAGAUUCCGUGUUUAAAAGUAAAAUUCAAGGUAAGAAGACAAAACGUGACAAAUGAUUGUACAUUAAAAGUUGUCAAUUUAGAGACGAAACGUUUUGCUGUCAUCACAUUUUACCCGCGUUGUAUUUAUUGCUUGAGUUUUGCUUUAUUUGAAUCUUGCAUAUGAUGUUUUUGUACGUGACAGCCAUUCUAGUCUACACUGCAACACCGACUACUCAUCAGCACAAUAAAGAAAAAUAAAUGCCUUUCCAAAGGCAAAUA
Syngnathoides biaculeatus (alligator pipefish) is the source of this 2926-nucleotide messenger RNA. RefSeq names its product autophagy related 4D, cysteine peptidase a (gene atg4da). The transcript is spliced from 12 exons. The record is from RefSeq and is a predicted model, not a curated record. Lineage: Eukaryota; Metazoa; Chordata; Actinopteri; Syngnathiformes; Syngnathidae. Gene Ontology annotation, molecular function: protein-phosphatidylethanolamide deconjugating activity. The coding region runs from base 487 to 1986 and encodes 499 amino acids.